AUGGAAAGCAAUGACAAUAGUGGGAAGAAAAGAAUCAUCAUCCUCACCGUCUCUUCCUUGCUCCUAGUAGCUAUGGUGAUCGCGGUCACCGUCGGUAUAAGUCAAACCGACGAUGACGCCAGCAAGAGAUACGAUCACCAAGAACUAACCGCCCAUGCAAAGGCUGUCCAAAGUAUAUGUCAACCAACCGAUUAUAAAGAGGCAUGCAUGCAAAGUUUGGCACACGCGAAUUCGACCGACCCGAAGGAAUUGAUUCGCGCCGCAUUCGAUUCCACGAAGAAAAAUAUUAGAGAGGCAGCCAAUAACUCUACAUUGCUCAAGGAGCUGGCGAAGGAUCCUAGGACGAAAGAUGCCCUAGCCGGUUGUAAAGAGAUGGCGGAUAUAGCGGUUAAGGAUCUCGAGAGAUCGUUGGAUCAAAUAGCAAAUAUGGAUGUUAUACAUUUCGAUUCUGUCUUAGCUAACUUGAAGGUAUGGCUAAGCGGAGCCCUAACUUACCAAGGGACGUGCCUUGAGGGGUUUGAUAACACGACGGGAGAAGCGGGGGAGAAAAUGCAAGAGUAUUUGAAACUCGGCAUGCAAUUGACUAGCAAUGGUCUUGCCAUGGUUAAUGAGAUAGCGCACGCUCUUUCGUCCCUCAAUCUCGACGAGCUUCAAGGGAUGAACCGUCGGUUGUUAUUCGAUCAGGAUCUAACGGUCGGUCACGACGAAAUACCUUUUUGGGUCGAUGGCGGUAAGAGGAGACUCCUUAGCUCAAAACUUAUCGACAAUCUUAAACCUAAUAUGGUUGUGGCCAAAGAUGGGAGCGGAAAGUACACCAACAUAACCGCCGCGCUACUCGAUAUUCCUCGUAAUAGCGACGACACGUUUGUUUUAUACAUAAAAGAGGGUAUCUACGACGAGAAAAUUCAAGUCGAUCGGAACUUGACUCAUUUGGUCAUGUAUGGAGACGGUCCGACCAAGACUAGGGUCCGAGGUCGAUUAAAUUGGAUCGACGGGGUGUCAACUUUCCAUACCGCGACGGUCGUUAUUUUGGGUGAUCAUUUCAUUGGGAAGGACAUUGGAUUCGAUAACUACGCGGGUCCCGAGAAACAUCAAGCGGUCGCACUACGAGUCGGUUCCGACAUGUCGAUUUUCUACAAUUGCCAAAUAGACGGUUACCAAGAUACCUUAUACGCCCAUACAUACCGACAAUACUAUCGUAAUUGCGUAAUCUCGGGGACAAUCGAUUUCAUCUUCGGCGAUAGCGCCGCGCUCUUCCAAAACUGCACGAUGUUGGUGAGGAGGCCAUUGGAUAACCAAGCCAACAUCAUCACAGCCCACGGUCGAAAGGAGCCUCGUCAGCCCACGGGCCUCGUCUUGCAGAACUGCAACCUAGUAGCCGAUCCGGCUUACUACCCCGAUAGAUUCACAAUCAAGACUUAUAUGGCUAGGCCAUGGAAGGAAUUUUCUAGGACGAUUAUUAUGGAAAGUUUUAUCGACGAUUUAAUAUCUCCCGACGGUUUCAUGCCAUGGGAAGGUGAAUUCGGGCUAGAUACUUGCUACUAUACCGAGUACAACAAUAGGGGUCCCGGAUCUAUUAAGUUUAACCGAACUACUUGGCGGGGGAUUAAGGAGGUAAGCAAAAGCCUAAUCAAAGAGCAUUUCACUGCGAACAAGUUCUUGGAUGCAAAAUCUUGGUUAUCGAAAACCGGGGUGCCCUAUUAUCCCGGUCUCAUAUACCCAACACCUCUCGAUAGACCAAAUGCUGCAAAAGAUGACGACUUGUUGGACUUGGAACGAGAUAACUCAAAUAAGCACAACUUUGAUAACGCCACCAACAGUGUUCUUGCAGCCGGUAACAUUACUGAUAACUCCACCGCCGUUGCUAACGCGACUGCAUUCGUCGCGAGUAUACUUGCCCCAACUCCAUCCUCAAGCCCGGAGGAGAAGGCAAAGGAUAAGGAAGAAAAGAAGGAGAAAAAGGAUAAGGAAGAGGAUGAAGACAAGGCAAAGGAAGAAAAAGAUAAACAAAAGGAUAAGAAGGAAGACGAAGACAAGGCAAAGGAAAAGAAAAAAUCAGAAGAUGCGUCGGCACCAAGUAGCAAUCAAAAAAAGCCGCUUACUAGUCUUACCUACGGUAUUAAUAACUAA
Molecule: messenger RNA, 2130 nt
Organism: Impatiens glandulifera
Lineage: Eukaryota; Viridiplantae; Streptophyta; Magnoliopsida; Ericales; Balsaminaceae
Product: pectinesterase-like
Exons: 3
Coding region: 1-2130 (709 amino acids)
Biological process (GO): cell wall modification
Molecular function (GO): pectinesterase activity; pectinesterase inhibitor activity
Source: RefSeq, a predicted model, not a curated record